CAUUAUUUGUAAAAAGGAUGCCAUGCAUUCGCAACCUUUCUACUGUCUUCAACUAAGGAGUAGUGAUGGUGUUGUGUGUCUUGACAUGUCCAGCGUUAAGUGCUUUUGUUUUUCCAAAUUUGAGUGUAGAACCGGAGCAUAAACCGAAAGCAUCUAUAGCCGCUCUGAUCCGCUCGAUUUUUUUGAAAGGUAGUCACCACGGAGAUGUCAUCGGCAUAAGCAUAGUUUGACGCGCUGUCAAACUAGCCCAUUUUGAAUGAGAAAGUGACCAUUUCAAGUGAAGAUGAUCCCAACAACAUGAGAGCUAUCCCAUUUCGGCAGCACGAGAUCCCAAAUCCGCUGCGAAAAAUCCCAAAUCGCUUGAUGGUGAUCCCAAUUCAGCGGAGGUUGAUCCCAACUAGCUCGAGAAACGGUGUAAUCCUGGACAGAAGCUUAUAAUCUCCAUUAGGGAGGGAUAUAUGUCGAUAAGCAGACAUGGCAAGCGCACACUUCUUUGGUUCAGUGUUGUAGACUAACCAAAAAUAUUAUGAUUAAUAUAUGCAUAUUACAAUUAUUUGGUUAAGUGCUACGCACUGGAAGAGUUAGACUACUACAGAGUCUACGAGUUUGCUGCAGUCAUAUGAUGGGUUGUUUGGGGUUGUAUUGGAAGAUCGCCAUAUCGCCAUCGUACACAUGGACAUAAUAAUUGUAUUUGGUUGCCGCUUAUUAAAGUUGAAUUCCCAAUGUGCAAUGGGAUUAUGAUCAAGCACCAAGCGUAAUAAUGGUUUACUGAUAACUCAUCAAUCCAGGGUUAUCAUGCGUGCAUGCACGUAUGUAUGCGCAACAUUGAACUUAGUUUUGCAAUAGUAGUUCACAAGCAUUCGAGUAACAUGGGUGAGGUGCGCGUACUUGUGGUGAUGAUAGUAUUGUUAAUUUGCAACAAUUUUGGUUAUACGGCAAACAGACCCGACUCACAUAUGUAUUUGGAAGGAAAAAGUUGUCGUACGCCCUUUAUAGACGAUGGAAAGUGCAUGGAUGUAGAAUUAUGUGACCCGGCUUUUUUAUAUUCGUUGCCCUAUCAAGAUCAUACUUCCGCGUGCCAACGAAAUGCGUUCCACACAGUUUUUUGUUGCCAGCCUUUUCUGGAUUUUUGUAAAACCCGUACUUACAAGCAAAUCACGCACGGCACUGAAGCGAAACCAGGAAUGUUUCCUCACCUUGCCCGGUUGGCGGAAAAUACACAAGAUGGAACUGUUUGGAGAUGCAGUGCAAAUAUCAUAUCGGUGAAUUUUCUACUAUCCGCCGCUCAUUGUAAACCAACGGCGGACAUUGCGGGAGUUGGCUGUACUGAACCACUGAUAUGUGAACAACAAAUAAAUGUAAAGAACUUCAUUUCACACCCAGAGUACAAGAAACCGUCAAAAUAUCACGACAUUGCCCUGGUAGAGCUAAAUAGCAAUAUAAAGUUUAAUGAUCACGUACUUCCAAUUUGUCCAUAUGCCAGAAUGGAUGAUUUACCAGAGACGGAAGAUCUGAUUAUUGCCGGAUGGGGUCGAGAUGAAGAUUAUAAGGAAUCGCAACAUCUGAUGUAUGCGACCGUGCGGACGGUACCGAAGAAUAAGUGCGGAGAAGAAUAUCGGAAAGUGAAUCGGAUAUUGGGCAAUACACUCGGCGAUGGAAUAGUCGAUGAACAGUAUUGUGCACAGGGAGCGUUAGUAGAGAAAGUUUAUUCAUAUGUUGAUGCGUGUCAAGGAGAUUCUGGCGGACCAUUACAAGUUAGGCAGAACGAUGAUGAAUAUUUGAUAGGAGUUAUAUCGACUGGAAUUGGGUGUGGUUCAAGUUUGCCUGGAUUAUACACACGAGUAGCUGCUUAUUUCAAUUGGAUCAAUACCACAAUCACAGGAUCUCAAUCUAUCCAAUAUCCUUAGUUGAUUGAAGGCAAGUUCGAUGAUAAACACUGAUAAAACUACCUGUUGUUUAUAAGGAUUGUCAUGAACGUAGACAUACGUCUACGGAUUUAUUGAUUUUUUUUGGCAAGGUAAUGGAAUGUAUGGAUGUGGCGUAUACCUAUGCUUUACAUAAUAAAAGCAAUCAGUAAAUUAA
This is a messenger RNA of Anopheles funestus (African malaria mosquito), 2082 nucleotides long. RefSeq names its product serine protease persephone-like. The record is from RefSeq and is a predicted model, not a curated record. Gene Ontology annotation, molecular function: serine-type endopeptidase activity. NCBI's taxonomy places the organism in Eukaryota, Metazoa, Arthropoda, Insecta, Diptera, Culicidae. Gene Ontology annotation, biological process: proteolysis. The transcript is spliced from 3 exons. Bases 804 to 1907 code for a protein of 367 amino acids.